CUCCGACGGUCCCGGAAGUGCUCCGUCAGCGCGGAGGCGGGCUCGCCUGCGCGAAAACACUUCCGGGUCUAGCAGCUGCUGAAGGCUGGAGGAGCUCGGCGGAGGUCCGGUUGGUCUCCACUCAAGUCUUAAACUUGAAGACUCAAAAUACACCUGGAUCUACGACUUUUUGGGAAAUUUUCUAUACCAAGCAAUAAAUCACCCAUUGUGCUCUUGUGAUAGCAUAGAAGCUUUUGAGUUCUCCAGAUCUAAAGAUUUUCUUCCCUUUUCCCAUGAAGCCACAUUGUUGUUUAUUCAUUUUAGUGGUCAGCGUUAUUGUCCCAACUGCUUUUGUUCUAAAAGAUGUGGACUUCAAUCAAACAGCCCCACUGGGAGCAAAUCAUAGUUCUUACAAUGCAUCAUUUCCCUCAAUCUUUGAACGCUCAGCAGGUUCCCAAUCAGGUGAUGAUGUCAUCAUAGCCAAAGAGGGAACUAGUGUUUCAAUUGAGUGUCUUCUUGCAGUCGAUCACUAUGAAGAUGUGCACUGGUACAACUCAAAAGGACAGCAGCUGGAUAGCAGAGGCAGAGGUGGAAAAUGGUUGGUUUCUAAUAACUUCCUAAAUAUCACCAAGAUAGCCUUUGAUGACCGUGGACUCUAUACAUGUUUCGUCACUUCUCCGAUUCGUGACUCCUACUCUGUCACCCUACGUGUUAUCUUCACCUCAGGAGACAUGAGUGUCUACUACAUGAUUGUUUGCCUGAUUGCCUUUACAAUCACUCUCAUUUUGAAUGUCACACGGCUAUGCAUGAUGAGCAGCCAUCUUCGCAAAACUGAGAAAGCCAUCAAUGAAUUCUUCAGAACUGAAGGGGCUGAGAAACUACAAAAGGCCUUUGAGAUCGCAAAACGCAUUCCUAUCAUUACCUCAGCCAAGACUCUGGAGCUUGCUAAAGUCACGCAAUUUAAGACCAUGGAGUUCGCUCGAUAUAUCGAAGAACUGGCGAGAAGUGUUCCUCUUCCGCCCCUUAUUCUAAACUGUCGGGCCUUUGUUGAGGAGAUGUUUGAAGCUGUCCGAGUGGAUGACCCUGAUGACAUGGGAGAAAGAAUUAAAGAGAGACCUGCCUUGAAUGCUCAAGGUGGCAUCUAUGUCAUUAACCCAGAGAUAGGGCGGAGUAAUUCACCAGAAGGAGAUUCAGAUGAUGGUUCUCUGAAUGAACAAGGCCAGGAGAUAGCAGUCCAGGUUUCUGUCCACCUUCAGUCAGAGACCAAGAGUAUUGAAACAGAUUCUCAAGACAGUAGUCAUUUUAGCCCACCAGACGAUACAGGAUCUGUUGAAUCUAAUUGUACCUGCAAAGAUGGGGCAUAUGGAAACUGUCAGCUGUGAGCUACCCCAGUACCUACAGAAACAACUCUCAGAAAAGGGAAUUGUUUCUUGGAGGAAAUAUUAUCACCAAAAGAUGACUGGCUUUGUUAAUAGUAAGCACAUCAGAACAUGAAUUGCCAAAAUCUUUGUAAAAAAAUGCAGUGUUUUUCCUAUCUGAUAUUUCUCAGUCAUUUUCCUUGAGCUUGAUUAAAUGAUGCAUGUUAAGAUUUAAAGGAUCCUGAGAGAAUGUGAUAGGAAAAGUACUUAACUGAGAAUCCCAUUGUUUCUCUUCCAAUCACAGUUCUUCCAUUGGUUAGAUCCGAUGCUUACUUUGAGGAUUCCGUUUUCCCAGCAAUAAGAUAAAGGAUUUGCAUAAGAUGAGAUCUGCUUGUUUCCAGCCCUGUAACUUCUUACUUGGAAUCAUUAAAACACCAAAAUCUUCAGUGCAUCUCUGAGGAAACCUUUCCUUAGAUUUUUUUUUUUUCCUAAUUUCUCUAGAGAGCAUAUGUACUCUCCAGAGAGGGAAAGUGGGAUAUGGUAUACUAU
Molecule: messenger RNA, 1886 nt
Organism: Tupaia belangeri chinensis (Chinese tree shrew)
Lineage: Eukaryota; Metazoa; Chordata; Mammalia; Scandentia; Tupaiidae
Gene: MFAP3
Product: microfibril associated protein 3
Exons: 3
Coding region: 273-1361 (362 amino acids)
Source: RefSeq, a predicted model, not a curated record